This is a messenger RNA of Cataglyphis hispanica, 2710 nucleotides long. It is a transcript of the gene Acadvl, whose product is annotated as very long-chain specific acyl-CoA dehydrogenase, mitochondrial. The record is from RefSeq and is a predicted model, not a curated record. Gene Ontology annotation, molecular function: fatty-acyl-CoA binding; very-long-chain fatty acyl-CoA dehydrogenase activity; flavin adenine dinucleotide binding. Lineage: Eukaryota; Metazoa; Arthropoda; Insecta; Hymenoptera; Formicidae. The transcript is spliced from 8 exons. Bases 279 to 2192 code for a protein of 637 amino acids.
CAUAGUGUGGGUAUCUGGAAAGUAUGCUUUUUAAUGUAUAAGCGUGCUCUGUCCUUGUUCAACUUUCAAUAAGGAACAAAGAUAGAAUGACACUUUUGCGCGUAAGCAUGUUCCCGAAUAACAACGUGGCCAGUAAGCCAGUAUCGUUCGUGUCGUCGUUUGUCGUCGUGACGCGUAGAUAUUUCGAUUGUGCAAAGUGAAAGUAAUUAUCGUCGAUAUAUAAAGUCGUAAUAAUAAUCUUAUAUUAUUAUCAUCAGUGAAUAAAUACAAUCCAAACAAUGUUUCGCAUCACCAAGACAUUCGCGUCAGCCUCCAGGAACCUUAAUAAGGCCCUCGAAGCGCCCUUAGGACCCUGGAUCGCAUCAAGAUGUUUGGCUACGCAAGCUGCAGUAAAACCGCUCAAAGAAGAAAAAGCGCAGGAAAAUGCUUCUACAAAAGAAUCUCAAUCUUUCACCAUGAAUCUCUUCCGUGGUCAAUUGCAAUUGAAUCAAGUGUUUCCAUAUCCGGAACCCAUGAACGAGGAGCAAACUGAUACGAUAAAAAUGCUUAUUGAUCCUUUAGAGAAAUUCUACGAGGAAAUAAAUGAUCCAGUUAAAAACGAUGAAACUGCAUCUGUAGAUGAGAAAACAGUAGCUGCUCUCUGGGAAAUGGGAGGGUUUUCUUUGCAAAUCCCCCAGGAAUUUGGCGGAUUAGGAUUGACAAAUACUCAGUACAGCCGAAUAGUCGAAAUAUGUGGCUAUUAUGAUUUGGGUCUUGGUAUCAUGCUUGGUGCACACCAAAGCAUAGGUUUCAAGGGCAUACUUUUGUAUGGCACUCCGGAACAAAAGGCCAAAUAUCUACCCCGGGUUAGCAACGGCGAGUAUGCCGCUUUUUGCUUAACGGAACCGAGUUCCGGUUCCGAUGCCAGUUCAAUACGUUCACGCGCGGUCAAGUCCGCGGAUGGAUCACACUACGUUCUCAACGGUAGCAAGAUCUGGAUAUCGAACGGAGGUAUCGCCAACAUCAUGACUGUCUUUGCACAAGUGCCUUUCAAAGAUCCGAAAACGGGCGAAACGAAAAACAAGAUGACAGCUUUCAUCGUCGAGAGGGGAUUCGAUGGUGUUACCAGCGGACCGCCUGAAAAAAAAAUGGGCAUCAAAUGUAGCAAUACGGCAGCGAUUUUCUUCGAAGACGCCAAAAUUCCAGCGGAGAAUGUUCUUGGCAAGGAGGGUGAAGGUUUUAAGAUCGCAAUGAAUAUCCUGAACAAUGGUAGAUUUGGUAUGUCCGCGUGUAUGUCCGGCACCAUGCGUUACUGCAUCAACAAGGCCGUGAGUCACGCGACGCAACGCGUGCAGUUUGGUCGUACAUUGAACAAUUAUGGCACCAUACAGGAAAAGUUGGCGCGUAUGACUAUACUACAUUACAUUACCGAGUCUCUCGCAUACGCAAUUUCUGGUAACAUGGACCUUGGAAGCCAAGACUAUCACUUAGAAGCAGCUAUUUCAAAGUGUUUCUCAUCGGAAUCCGCGUGGUGGACUUGCGAUGAAGCUAUUCAGAUCUUAGGCGGUAUGGGUUUCAUGUCAGAAGCCGGUUUGGAGCGUGUAAUGCGCGAUCUACGCGUAUUCAGAAUCUUUGAAGGGACAAACGACAUUUUGCGUCUGUUCGUGUCACUCACUGGUAUCCAGUAUGCCGGUAGUCACUUAAAAGAAUUGCAAAAAGCUUUUAAGAAUCCCACAGCAAAUCUAGGACUAAUCUUCGAGGAAGCUACUAAGCGAGCGACCAGAGCGAUCGGUUUAAGAUCGCCGCCUACUUUUGGGGAUUUAGUUCAUCCGAGAUUGGCGGAAAGCGCUGCGCUUUGCUCAAAGAGUGUGGAAACCUUUGGUCAAGUAAUAGAAAACGUUCUUAUUAAAUAUGGACGAGGGAUUGUAGAAGAACAGUUUAUCCUCAACAGGAUUACGCAAGCUGCUUUUGAUACAUAUACAAUGGCGAUUGUAUUGAGUAGGGCGACUAUGUCGCUAAAUAAGAAUCUUCCCAGUGCCGAACAUGAAUUGUUAAUGGCGGAAACUUGGUGCAUGGAGGCAUCCAGCCGCAUUGCAUAUAAUCUGCAGGUCAAUUCUGACAAGCAUUUGAACAUCUUUAAUAAAUUGAGUAAGAUUUCGAGGAACGUAUGCGAUGUCGGUGGUUGUGUACAAUUGAAUCCUCUGGGCUUUUAAGGAUAUUGUAAGUUUGCAAAUUUACUUAUAAAUUUAUUUUUUUAUCUUAGAGAAACGACAUCUAAUUUUGUAAUCUAUGCUAGAUAUAAAAAACAAUGAAAAGAAAAAUUGCUGUCUAGAUGAGAAAAGAUAUCAAUUUCAUAAUUCAUAACGCAAUUACAUAUAAAUUGACAUGAAUUUAGUUAAUUAAAUAAAAUAGAUUAAUCUAUAGAUCUCAAAAAAUUAUAUUUAGUUAAUAUUAUAAAUUUCAAAUGCAUGUGUACACAAAAUGAAAAUUUCGAAUUUUUGAGAUUAAAAGAUAAGUGAAAAAAGAAAUGUAGAAAGACAUGACCAACUCUAUUUUCCAUAAAAAUUAUUUGUGCGCAUAUAAUUUUAAGCAAUAAACAGAACAAAUAGUAAAUAUGUAAGGUAUAAAGCAUAAGGUAUAUCAUGUAAAUAUAAAAUUAUGUAUUUUUAAUAUUCUCUUCAUACCUUUACACGAAACGACGAUUUCAAAUAAAUACUCAUACAAAUAUUUA